Hydra vulgaris (swiftwater hydra) is the source of this 804-nucleotide messenger RNA. Its product is annotated as putative nuclease HARBI1. Lineage: Eukaryota; Metazoa; Cnidaria; Hydrozoa; Anthoathecata; Hydridae. The record is from RefSeq and is a predicted model, not a curated record.
AUGGCUAUUAAAAAGAAAAGGGAUUUUAAUCAGCUAAUAAUUCUUGAUUUAUUGAGUUCUAGACGUCGUAUUUUAAGAAGAUUAAGAUUAGCUAAAAAAAACAGGAAAAAUUCCUUUUUUGAACUUGUCUCCCUUCUUGAACCAAAUAUAAGAGCAAUCACACCAGAUAAAAAAGUUGCUAUAACGCUAUACUAUUUAAAAGACAGUGGUACAUUGAACAUGACAGCAAACACUUUUGGAAUUGCAGUUUGUACUACUUCAGCAGUCAUUUUUGAAGUAUGUAAUGCUAUUGUAAAGUAUAUAGGACCAAGGUUUGUUAAUUUACCAAAAAAUAAACAGCAAAUGAGAGAAAAAAUAUCUGAGUUUGAGUCAAAGUUUGGAAUGAUUCAAGCCUUUGGUUGUGUUGAUGGCACUCACAUUCCCAUUGUUUGUCCAACUAAUCAUUCUCAAGAUUAUUUUUGUUACAAACAACACUAUUCAUUACAGGUUCAAGCAGUUUGUGAUUACAAAGGCAGUUAUUUGGAUGUUGAAUGUAUGUGGCCUGGUAGUGUGCAUGACGCAAAAGUCUUUUCAAACUCUUCUAUUAAUACUAAUUUGAGAAGUUCAAGACUUCCAGGAACCUUUCAAACUAUUACUAAGAACAAAAUAAAAGUUCCAUGCUACCUAAUUGGAGAUCCUGCAUAUCCACUACUUCCACAUUGUAUAAAAAAAUAUAGUACAUGCAAGAAAAAUGACGAAGUCAUUUUUAACAGUAUAUUUGAGGACUACACGCAACCCUAUAGAAUGUGCUUUUGGUCGACUUAA